AUGAUUCUUGAUGCAUUACCUCCACCGAUUCUCCCAUACAGAACCAAUCUAUUCCCUUCUGCAAUCCCAAGUUCCCAGCGUUUCCUGUCCAGUCAUAAAAUAAGCAUCAGAAGCCAUACGGUCUUUUGUGCUCAUAAUGCGCAAUACCUGCUUGACAAAAUGCCUAACAGACCCUCAAAGGUGUCUUCAUGGCCUUCUCUCAUCCUUGACAGCACCAAAGGUGGUUGUUUUUCGCAAGCAUUCAGCAUCUUCAGUGAAAUGUUGAAGUCUGAUGACAAACCAGAUGAAUUUGUGCUUGGAAGUCUCCUUAAGGCUAGCUCUGGGCUCUCUGAUUUGUGCAUUGGAGAGCAGCUUCAUGCAAAGGCCAUACGGUUGGGACUUGCAUCGGAGCGUGGUGUCCGGACAUCUCUUAUAGCCAUGUACUCUAAUUGCGGGUUCUUGAAACUUGCUCGUCAGGUAUUUGAUGAUGUGCCUUUUGUUCAUGUGACUGAUGUGCCAACAUGGAAUUGUUUGAUCUCAGUUUAUGUUUCGCAUGGACAGUACGAUAUUUGUUUUUGUGUGUUCUCUUAUAUGCUUAGUAUGGGUCACUUAGCCCCGACUGAUGCUACUUAUGCUAGCAUUAUUAGUGCAUGUGCAUCAGCGGGUGAGAUUGAGAUUGGAAGGAUGACACAUGCGAUGAUCGUCAAAGACAAAACGAUUGACAAAACAAUGUUGCUCAAUUCUCUUAUUACCAUGUAUUCAAAGUGUGGUGAUCUGGACAGCGCGAAUAAAGUUUUCCAGAGAGUGGAAAAAACAAACAUAGUAUCAUGGAAUGCGAUGAUUGCUGGGUUUGGGCAGAAUGAAGAGUUUAACCUUGCACUCAAAUCGUUCCGUGAAUUGACAAGAUUUGAUCAACAAGUGCCUGUGAAGCCAAAUCGAAUAACAUUUCUCAGUGUGUUAAGUUCAGUAUCGGGUUGUACAGCUUUGAAAUUAGGGAGGGAGGUUCAUGCACAGGUAAUUAAAACAGGUCUUGAAAUUGAUACCAGUAUAGGAAAUGCCCUAGUCACAAUGUAUGGGAAGUGCAGUGAUGUGAUAAAAUGCAGGUUGGUUUUCGAUAGAUUACUUUUCCGGAAUGUGAUUACUUGGAAUUCAAUGCUUUUUGGAUAUGCUCAAAACAAUCAACUGGAAAACUGUAUUGAGCUGUUCAAGGAAAUGAUAGCACUAGGAAUCAAGCCCGACAAUCAUACUGUAACAAUUCUUCUUAAUACCCUGUCAUCAGUUACACCAAUUUCUGAUUGUUCCAUGUUGAUCAGGGAGAUACAUGGAUAUUUGUUGAGAAGAUCAAGAUCAGGAUUGUUGAAUAUAGCUGCAUAUAAUGCAAUCAUAACAAUGUAUGCCAAGUGUGAGAUGUUACAUGAAGCAGAAAAGCUCUUCAAUUGGAUGAGCAAGCAUGAUUCGUACUCUUGGAAUGCAAUGAUAGAUGGCUAUUCAUCAAAUGGUUACUAUGAUGAAGCUAUCGCGUUCUUUGUAUAUAUGCAGGAGCAAGGCUUGAAAUGCGAUCAUUUAACUUUUUCAAUCCUUCUGACGGCCUGUGGCAGAUUGGCUUCUGCUGAGCUUGGCAAGCAGAUUCAUGCUUUUACUCUAAAACAUCACUUCCCUCGUUGCCAACACCAAUCUCGUCUAUUGUCAGUCAACAAUGCCUUAGUGGCUAUGUACUCGAAGUGUGGGAGCAUCAGUGAUUCAACCAAAGCUUUUCAUCAUAUGGCGAAGAAGGAUGUAUUCUCAUGGACAGGCAUGAUCACGGCAUAUGCACAUCACAGCAUGGUCUAUGAAUCCUUCGAAUGCUUUGAGAGAAUGAAAAGAAACGGCAUUGAACCAAAUUCUGUCACAUUUCUUGGACUGCUUACUGCUUGUGCUCAUGCAGGUCUUGUCAAGGAAGGAACACAAUACUUCAAUUCAAUGAUUGAAAUAUAUGAUGUUAAUCCAAAUGUCGAGCAUUAUGCUUGCAUGGUUGAUCUUUAUGGCCGUUCAGGUGAUUUUGAGAGAGCAGUAAAGAUGAUUGAGACAGGGAUAUUACAGCUAGACUUGAGGCAAAAUUCUUGUGUACCCUUGUUGAAAGCACUGCUUGGGGCAUGCCAUGCACACAAUCAACUUGAACUUGGGGUUCAAGUGGCAAGACUAAUUUUAGAGCUUGAUCCUGAAGAUGAGACUUCACAUGUCCUCCUGUCAAACCUCUAUGCUUCUGUUGGAAUGUGGGAAAAUGCAAUAACUGUGAGAAACAUGAUGAAAGCGAAGGGACUGAAGAAAGAAGCUGGAUGUAGCUGGGUAGAACUUGAGAACAGAAGGCAUGUCUUUGUAGCAGGAGACUGUAGUCAUCCUGACAGAAAGCGGAUAUAUGAUAAGUUAGCAGAAUUGGAUGAAAAGUGCCGAUUAAUCGGUUACAUCCCAAUGACUAAUUUUGUUCUUCAUGAUGUUGAUGAGGUGCAAAAGGAAGCAAUUCUUAGUUCUCACAGUGAGAAGUUGGCUGUAUCUUUUUCUGUAUUACAGAAUGGAAGAAGAAAAGGUGCCAUUCGGGUGAUAAAAAAUCUCCGAGUUUGUGGGGAUUGUCAUAAUUGGAUGAAGUUUGCUUCUAAGGUUGAAGGUCGGGAGAUCGUCUUAAGAGAUUCUCGACGCUUUCAUUUCUUCGAGGAUGGGAAAUGUUCAUGCGGAGAUUAUUGGUAA
Dioscorea cayenensis subsp. rotundata (Guinea yam) is the source of this 2700-nucleotide messenger RNA. Its product is annotated as pentatricopeptide repeat-containing protein At3g24000, mitochondrial-like. The record is from RefSeq and is a predicted model, not a curated record. Gene Ontology annotation, biological process: RNA modification. The transcript has a single exon. NCBI's taxonomy places the organism in Eukaryota, Viridiplantae, Streptophyta, Magnoliopsida, Dioscoreales, Dioscoreaceae. Bases 1 to 2700 code for a protein of 899 amino acids. Gene Ontology annotation, molecular function: protein binding; RNA binding; zinc ion binding.